UGCAAUUUUGUAAAUAAUCAAGGAUCAAAAGGGGUAUUUCGGAGACUGCGCUAUAAUCGACGAAUUUGAGCUACGUCGCACGUGUGUGAAUGUGAAGCCUUCCCCGUACCAUGGCCUCGCUCGUGGAUGAGACUACGUAGAAGAAGAGAUUUGUUAAAAUCACAUAGUCAAGAGCAUGCAUAUAAUCGAAAGGAAUGAAUCAUAUGUAAGACUUAAGACAAAAUCGGUGGGAUUCACAGAAUACCACAUCAUAUGUGGAAACUGGAAUUGCUGACCAACUCAUAUUUCAAUCUCGUUUGAUCAGCAAUAUAAAUUAAACUGACCUUACAUCAUCGUUGAAAAACAAUAUUUUUAUAUUUGUAUGUUCAACCUUUUUUUAGGAUGUAUUAAAUUUCAAAAUACAAUUACACGUAAUUAAGCAAUUUUUUUAACACCUUGAGGAAUCUCUUAUCUGGUCACUAAACUAGAUUAACUAUUAUUUAUCCAUUGACAACAUCAUUCCUACAAAAAUAACAAUAUCCAUUAGAGACCCACUACUACAGCUUGGGGGGGGGGGGGGGGGGGGGGGGGGAAAGGUGUGAUAGUUAGAUAUUUCCUAUAAAUGAAACAAUCAAACAAAAAUCACAAAUUCGUGAUAUUUAUCUAACGGGAUUAUAAGUCUUGUCGUUUUAUCAUUCUAUUACACGGUAAACGCAAGCCCAGCCCAUCGUUUUAGACUUUUGGUGUCGGCACCCUCCAAUCCAGAGGCCAGGUGGGCAGUGGGUCCCACGAGACGAGAUACUCAAGAAAAGGAAAGAAGAAUCAAGAAUGGGGUUAAUUAUUCAAAUAGUACUAAACUUUGGAAGCAUUAACAAGCUAGUCACUAUUUUGCUUAAAUAGAUUUGUCCCUCCAUUUAGGGUAACUAACAUAACAAUAUGUGAUGUCUUUAUCCUUUAUCGUAUUUCCAUCCAAAUCAUCCCACUAACGCACUCAAAUUAAUAAUAAAAAAGGACACAUGGAUCUUAAUUAUGCUUAGAGGAGAACAUGCAACGUUUUUGUGCAAUUCUCUAGUCGAAGAGAGAGAGAGAGAGAGAGAGAGAGAGGGGAUGAAAAGAGGAAAGCUCAAGGUCCGCUUCCAACGAGGAAAUCGUUCGUCUUGAUCAGCCACACGACAAAAUAUAACAAAACGGAGAAGGUCAUCAGUAGUUAUGUUCAAAAUCGACUCCAAUACAAGAAUAUUGGGGAUAGGAGGUUUCGAGAUGAGAGGAGUACUAGAAACACUAAAUAAAGAAGCAAUAGCUUUCCUAUGAAAAAAAAAAAGAAGUUAUAUCCCCCGAUGCAAGUAGAAGAUUAAUCGAUUAUUAUGACGGUGAAGGAAGCUAAACUAGAUGACAAUCCGUCUUUUGGUGAUUGAAUAUGAAUGCCGGAAUGUUCAAGGUUGGAGAAGUUGGAGGUGGGCAUAUCCAAGAUUGCGGUUCCAUAUAUGUAGUUGCUGAGAACGAUGUAGUUUCUGAUAGGAGGGUGGCCUGGACCCGAGAGUCUUAUUUUGUUCGGAUUUAGUCCAUUGACUCCAUUUCUGAUUUUUUGUUUCCCUUCUUGAAACCCGACGAGAAGUCAUCUUCUCAAAAGUAUGAUUCGUUAUAUAAGCUCAAAGCGUUUAAAUUGUAGGAAGAAAGAAUCUCUAACGACAUUUUAUUUAGAAUCAAAAUGGGGUGACCAAUUUGUUAGUGAAUCCAAACCUUAAUGACCAUUCCUGUAAUUGACCCCGUAGAAUCAUGAGGCAAAAUGGAAUCCCCCGAGUCCACUUCCUUCUCUAACUCGCUCAGCCCCGCUCCCUUCCUUAACUCGACUCACUCGCACCGUUUUCAAUUCUCUUCAUCUCUUCACCCAUACCAUUACCAGCUCACACCAACCCAACAAAGAAAACCGCAAUCACAAUCCCUCCCUCCCGAAAUCUCCGAUCGCAAUCUUCUCGCAGGGAAAAGGGGAGCUGAAAUCGGAAUCGCAAGAGAAAGAAACGUUUCUUCCUUCCUUCUUCUUCUCCUCCUUCAAAUGCCGCCGUCACCGCAGCCGCCGUCGCCGCCGCUGCUGGCGUUCAGGCUGAUCUGCCUGCUUCACUCCGCAAUCGCGAUCACGAGCGGGACCCUGAUGGUGUUCAGCAUGAGGGAGAUUUACACCUUCACCCACGGGGCCGAGACGGCGGCGAAGCUGAUGGGGUCGACGCCGGAGGACCAGAUCUUGAUCCGGACCUCCGAUUCUUUCUCGGGCCUGCUCCUGUUCGCGAUCGGGUUCAUCCUGUUCAUGGUUUCGUUCGUCAGGGACCGGGAUUUCCAGACCUUUUUCGCGAAAGGUUGCACGGUGCUCCACGUUUUCAUGGCGAUGUGGAGGGUUUACUUCGGGACGAGGGUGGAGGCUCUGGCCUGGGACGGGCUCCGGCAGACAGUUGGCGAUUUCUUGCUGGCUCUGUCCUGGGUUUUCUUUCUCGUUUAUUCGUGGAGAGAAAAGUAUGAUUAGUUCUUUCUUUUUCUUCGUUUUCUUUUUUUUUCUUUUGUUUAUGGGUUGUUUAUUAUUAUUGUUGUUGUUGUGAUCUAUCUAUAGAGAGCAAGCUGUCUUUGUUCCCUCGCUUUUCUUGGAAAAUGGUAAUGACCUAUAAAAAAGGGAAAAAUUUCUUAUUAUAGUGUUUGUGAAGAUAAGAUCUUAUCGAUUACCAUAUCGGCUUAAGAUAUAAUAAUAAUGUGGAAAAUAUAAAUCGAUCGUUCACGAUUCAUUUAGUUAGUAUAGAAUUUGGUUUACGAUGCCAAAUCAUAAUCUAACAGGUAAGACAUGAUCCGACUUUUUGAAAUAUGUAAGACUACGUGUUUCGCACUUGAGUCUGACUAGUCUUCAAUUUGAAUUUUUGUACCCUUUUCCUUGACGUGAUACGUAUCUCACUAGUCAUUACAUAUCUCGUCAUUAAAGUGUAAAAUGACUC
Messenger RNA from Linum trigynum, 2951 nucleotides. Lineage: Eukaryota; Viridiplantae; Streptophyta; Magnoliopsida; Malpighiales; Linaceae. The record is from the annotation of a GenBank genome assembly.